AUGGGGGGCACAGCUACCGCGGCGUUUUCAUCAGAUGUUUGGACAUCGUCUAGCAGCCUAGAGGCGAGCCAGCAGCAGUGGGAGUUUUCAGUUCCAAUUAGGCAAGAGAGCAACAGACGUCGUCGCUCUAAAUCUCGUUCACGCUCAUCCCGGGACGCCAAGUCUCGAGAUCGUGGCUCCAAAGGCUCCCGCAGCUCCUCGAUGUCAAGGCAUGCACACGCUCACGAACAGGUGCACUAUUCUUCCCGAGGACACCGAGAUGCCAGCCUUAACCGCUACGAAAGUGAGACUGGGAGUGGCCGCGACCCAGGAAUUACGCCUCAUAUGAAUGGAUCCGCCAAGAAAGCAGAAGAAAAUGAGGGGAUUGGGCUGUACUUGAAAGAAACAGACAACGAGAAUUGGAUCCACCGGGACAAGUUGGCGAAAAUCGAAAGUGAAGAGCUGCAUCAAAUCUUGCUCCAGCGCCGCCCCGGAACUGGAAGCAUCAAGGCUGGACAUGGGAGAAGCCGAGAUCAACAUGGGAGCGUUAGCGGAAGUGUUGUCACCACGCCUCAAACGACCGAACCAUUGGAACCUUGGCCAGAUCUACAAGAGGAGCAACGCAACCACCCCGAUUUCCUUGCCCCUGAGGGCCAACUAAAUGGCCACGGUACGGGCGAAGAACGCAGACAUUGGGACCUUCGCAGGCCCGAGGAGAUUGCAGCAGAAAUAGAUGGGCCCGCUUCAAAUGUCUACCACAAUCCCGGUCUGCGAAAAAGCUCCUCUCGGAUACCAAUUCCCACAAUGAGCCCUGCGCCUCUUUCCCCUGAACACCUUGACCGUGAAUUGCCCAUGCAGCGGACACGGGCGUUAACAGGGGAGGAAGAUCCGCUGUCGUUCGGGAUGCCGCGUAGAGCUAGUGAACCAAUUACAGUAGACUCCGCUUCAACAUCCAGUCCGGCUAGCGAUAGCCGGCCUGGGAGUCGGGGCGUCCAGACAUCUCAAACUACACUAUCCAAGAAGACUGCCGCGAAACCUGGCUCAACAAGUAGGAAGGCUUCUGCUCCGCCUACCACCAGAAAGGCCACACCCCGCAACCGCGCGACGUCGAGUAACACUACGCAGCGUCCCACCACCAGGUCAGGUGAAACUCGUCCUCCAACAGCAGUCAACCGUCCGGAAGGAGACCCCCCAUGGUUGGCUACUAUGUACAAACCAGAUCCUCGACUGCCUCCGGAUCAGCAAAUCCUCCCUACACACGCGCGGAGGAUGCAACAAGAGCAAUGGGCCAAAGAAGGGAAAACACCCACGACUUAUGAUCGAGAAUUCGCACCACUCGCCAUUGCGCCUGACCCAACCCAGGUUAGAGACAAGGCUAAGAAGGAGGAAGAAAAGGAAGAAAAUAAAGAAAAGCCGCCAGAAUCGCUGAAGAUAGAGGGAUUGGGCCUAAGCGCCAUACCCAAGAGCCCCGAACCAGGAACCCGACCCAGCACUGGAACCGGAUACAGUCCGAUGCCGAAGGUGCAGGAGACGCCUCCAGUCGGGCUGACUCCGAAAUGGAAUACCCAAACCGUUGUGACUGCGCAGAGCCCUCCGGAUGAAAAAGCAGACAAAGGCUGUGGGUGCUGCAUCGUGAUGUGA
Messenger RNA from Aspergillus ochraceoroseus IBT 24754, 1620 nucleotides. RefSeq lists its product as uncharacterized. The record is from RefSeq and is a predicted model, not a curated record. The coding region runs from base 1 to 1620 and encodes 539 amino acids. Lineage: Eukaryota; Fungi; Ascomycota; Eurotiomycetes; Eurotiales; Aspergillaceae. The transcript has 2 exons.